This is a messenger RNA of Chelonus insularis, 5150 nucleotides long. RefSeq names its product Potassium voltage-gated channel protein Shal (gene Shal). Lineage: Eukaryota; Metazoa; Arthropoda; Insecta; Hymenoptera; Braconidae. The record is from RefSeq and is a predicted model, not a curated record. Gene Ontology annotation, cellular component: membrane; voltage-gated potassium channel complex. Gene Ontology annotation, molecular function: A-type (transient outward) potassium channel activity; protein binding. Gene Ontology annotation, biological process: protein homooligomerization; potassium ion transmembrane transport. The coding region runs from base 1541 to 3295 and encodes 584 amino acids. The transcript has 7 exons.
UAAUUUUUAUUUGUUGAUUAUUUUCAGAGAAAAAUUUUUCAGUACUUUAUUGAAAAAUAAAUAAAUGGAACAAUGAAGUAAUCGUGAAAAACAGAUGGUUCCGCAAUAUGCAGAAAUUUUUAGCAGAUGGAGUUCAAAGUUUUGAUCAAAGCAAUCAAAAUUGAAAGAGUUGCUUCCGGUUGAUGUUACAUCAUCAGUUCGAUAGAAUUUUCAUCAGAUCGGAAUUGAAGUGAAUAAAGAACAAACAAAGUAGAGAAGCAAGAGUGGAAGCACAUUUUUCGUGACUUUUCCUCUUCUUGCAGUCGGCAGCUACGUCAGAGUAUUGUACAAGUGAACUCGAGGGAGGGAAAGCGCAGCUUGCCGGCAGCGGUCCAUCAAGGGGAGGAGAAGGAUAGUGGAGGAGGGAUCAAACUAGAGAAGCUCUCGGGUCUUUUACGCGCGCGCUUGAGUGUCCGGCUCUGCGUCAGUGCGAUCUCUCACGGGCUAGCGAAAGCACCGUGGGAAUACUAGAGACAAAGUGUGUGAUAAAGCUCCGGAGUAUAUACGAGUGGGGUGAAUGAGAGGAAAGAGGGAGCAAAAGAUACACUGAAGCUUCAGUGACCAUACGAGUGAGCGGCAUUUAGCGUCGGUCAAGGCUAGGACAUCCGGGCUGAACGACUACAGAUGGAAGAAUGUUGACAGGUUUCAUUCAAAACAAGUGUGGACAUUUUAAAAUUCUAAAACAAUUAUAGAAAUCAACAUUCAACAAUUGAUUCAAGUGAUUUAUUAUUCCAGAAAUCGUCUUGUUUAAUUUUGGCCUGUGAAAAUAACCAACAAGACAUGCUGCUGACCGAUAAUCAGCUAGAAUGAACGUCAAGUGCAGUUUCGGAGAUAAUAAGUUUUACUUUAACGAUGUUGUAAAUGUCAGCUAAGUGAAUAUUUGACGAAGAAAAUUGUCAGGAGAUGAGAACGUAACAACGAUCAAAGACUCAAAAGGGAUAAAAGGAGUUAGAGGGAUCAUGUAGAAAGGAAGAGAAUAAAUGCUAGAGAUGUUGAAGAGUAAAGUGUCAAAGGUAUAAAGAGAAAGAAACAAAGUAAAAAGAAGAUAAGCUUUAAAUUGAGAAAAAAGUUUUGUGUGCUGAGACACCGGAGUACGCGUUGAGUAUCGAUGAUGGUGGACGGCACGUUGCCAAGACGUGAUUGGCCGCUGGUGCCGCGUGUACGGCUGUUCUUGUCGUGCUCGUACUCGAGGUCGUGUUUGUCCUCGUGAGUACUAGAAACUCAGAUUACUAAAGGAAGAGAAUGUCGAGAUAUGAAUUACGAAUUUUUAGCCGUCGUCGUCGUCGGCAUUGUUGUAAGACAGUCAACGAGGAAGACGAACAGAGACAUUUAGUGAAGCAUAAAAACGUGAUAAUAAAUCGAUCAAUGUGACUGUGAUCUAGAGAUGAAGUUAAUGCGUGCGCAUUGUCCGGCGAUUCUUGGCUGAAUAAAGCUCAGUGAUCGCUGGACCAUUUGAAGGCUACGAAGUUAAAACUUGAGGAGCGUUAUUCCACCAUCGAAUAUGGCCUCGGUGGCAGCUUGGCUGCCGUUCGCCCGAGCUGCUGCAAUUGGUUGGGUACCGAUCGCUACUCAUCCACUGCCACCGCCACCAAUUCCCAAAGAUCGGCGUAAAGCUGAUGAUGAGAAACUCUUGAUCAAUGUCAGUGGACGGCGUUUUGAAACCUGGCGCAAUACCCUCGAGAAGUAUCCCGACACUCUCCUCGGCUCUAAUGAACGUGAGUUUUUCUAUGAUGAGGACAGCAAGGAGUACUUUUUCGAUCGGGAUCCUGAUAUAUUCCGUCACAUACUCAAUUACUACAGAACGGGAAAGCUGCAUUACCCGAAGCAUGAGUGCCUCACGAGUUAUGAUGAAGAGCUUGCUUUCUUCGGCAUCCUACCAGAUGUCAUUGGAGAUUGCUGCUAUGAGGAUUACCGAGAUAGAAAACGCGAAAAUGCUGAAAGACUUAUGGAUGAUAAAUUAAGUGAAAAUGGUGAUCAAAAUCUCCAACAGCUUACAGAUAUCAGGCAGAAGAUGUGGAGAGCUUUCCAAAAUCCUCACAUCUCUACUGCAGCUCUUGUCUUUUAUUAUGUCACAGGGUUCUUUAUCGCUGUCAGCGUGUUGGCGAACGUUGUUGAGACUGUACCUUGUGGUGCACGUCCUGGUAGAGCUGGAACAUUAUCCUGUGGUGAAAGAUAUAAAAUUGUUUUCUUUUGUCUUGACACUGCAUGUGUCAUGAUCUUUACCGCUGAGUAUCUCUUGAGGUUGUUUGCUGCUCCAAGUAGAUGCAAGUUUGCCAGAUCUGUCAUGUCGAUCAUUGACGUCGUGGCUAUUCUCCCGUAUUAUAUUGGCCUUGGCCUCACCGACAACGACGACGUCUCCGGAGCCUUUGUUACCCUCAGGGUCUUCCGUGUGUUCCGUAUCUUCAAGUUCUCACGUCAUUCCCAGGGUCUUCGAAUUCUUGGGUAUACACUCAAGUCAUGCGCAUCUGAACUUGGGUUUCUUGUGUUUUCCCUCGCCAUGGCCAUCAUCAUCUUUGCCACCGUCAUGUUCUAUGCAGAGAAAAACGUCGAGGGAACCAACUUUACUUCCAUUCCUGCCGCAUUCUGGUAUACUAUCGUCACAAUGACGACAUUGGGAUACGGUGAUAUGGUGCCAGAAACGAUUGCGGGAAAAAUAGUGGGUGGUGUAUGCUCACUCAGCGGAGUAUUGGUAAUAGCCUUGCCUGUGCCUGUAAUUGUCAGUAACUUCAGUCGAAUUUAUCACCAAAAUCAACGUGCUGAUAAAAGAAAAGCUCAAAGGAAAGCAAGACUGGCUCGCAUCAGAAUUGCUAAGGCAUCAAGUGGUGCAGCAUUCGUUAGCAAGAAGAAAGCAGCAGAAGCAAGACUCGCUGCCGCCGAAAGUGGACUUCAGUCGGAUGACAAUUAUAAAGAAGAAGAUAUUUUUGAACUUCAGCAUCAUCAUCUUUUGCGUUGUUUGGAGAAAACUACGGAUCGAGAAUUCGUGGAGAUGGACGUGCCAUUCAAUGGAGCUCCUAAGCGGCCUGGGUCACCAUCACCACUGACCUCGCCAGCCCAUAGUACAGCUUCCAGAGGUGGACUAUUGCAGUCCUGUUGUGGUCGUUGUUAUCCUCAGCGUUAUCAGGACCUUAAGAAGCGCGGUUCCCACACCUGCGACAUGCAGGCCCUACAGCCACUUCCGGUUCCCACUACCAACACCACGCCUGCCAUGACUACUUCCGGUGGGCAGCCACCGCUUCCGGUAUCAGAGACCGCUUGAGUCCGAUCGAGCAUGAUCCACACGGAACCGCGUUGAUCUACACCUCAACUGCUCGUUUGAAUGACCAACGGCCAUCUGGCCGAACUCACGAAACACUGAUGAACAUGGGAUAAUUGAUGCAAUCAAUUCGCCGUUCAGAGCAUGAUAGAGACAUAGUACCAUCCAUCGAUGAGAGAGGAAAGAAUAGUAGCAGCUUUUUUUUUAUGGUGAAGUUUUAGGACAAAAUAAAUUUUGGGUAAAUGUUCGACCGACGAGCAUUCACCUUUGUACCUUUAUAUUCACUCAAGUCGGUAAAUAAGCCCUAGUUCUUUCAAGCGAUCAAAUGUCACCCUCCGAAUUUAUGAAUUCGUUGGUGCAAAUUUUAUUGAUAAAAUUUCGAAAAUGAAAAAAAAAAAUUGUUUCACUUGUACAUAGUUUUCUGGUUGAUAAUUAUUGUUCUACAAACGAUUUAUUGAAUUUAUAAUUGUGUGUAAUUAUUCGAUUCAAAUCAGAUUCAUAAAGCGUGUUGAAGGAGAAUAGUGCUGUUGUAUAUGAAUAUACUUUAGAAAAUGGAUUUAAAAUAUUGUGAUGAAUGAUUGGAAAAAUUUAGAAUGUAUGUCUAUUGUUAGUACUAAGAGUCUUGCAAUAAAGUAAAUUCUAAAGUGUUCCAGUAAUAACAGAGAACAGAGAAAAACUAGAAAAAAUUCAUGAUAAUGUCUGGUAAAAUGAUGAAAAGAAAGUAACAAAAAAAAACAAAUAAUAAUAAAUGUUGAUAGAGAAAAAUAAGAAUGAAAUAGAGAUUAAAUUUUUAAGGUCAUCUAAUGAUUGAGAAAUAGGCUGUAUAAAUGAAUUGGAAUAUUUUGUGAGUUGAUAAGAGCAGGAGUCCGAGUGUAUAAGUCUAACAUCAAUUGAUUCAUUGAUAUAAAAUAAUUAGUAAUAAAUUAUGAAUCAUAAAGUGCUCGUAGUACCUUGCGAUUAAAAUUAAACGAAAAACCGAUACAUGAAAUCGGUGAUGGACAAGUGUGCAUGCACCCAUGACAUUCUCUUUUGCUAACCUGUUGCUUCCUAUAUUUUCGAGAAAUUGUUGAAUUCACUGGGAACUUUAAGCACAUCUUGCUUUGUUUCACGUUAAAUUUUUCUUUGUUCUUAAAUAUUUCUCUCAAUUAUUCUUUUGCUCAAAUUAUCAGCAACCAGAUUUUUAAAAAGAAAAAUUGAACAAACAAUAAUAACAGCUACAAUAAUAUUUCCAAUGAUGAUAAUAAGAUGAUAUUGAUAAUAAUAAUGAUAGUUGUAGUAGAAAAUGCAAUUGUAAUUUUAAAAAUUCAGAGAAUAACAAAUUUUUGGAUAACGAAAAUAAAUUAUUUGUGUACAAGGUCAGGAGAAAAAAGUGGAUUUCAACACUAAAAUAAAUCUUUCAAUAGUUAAAAAUGUUUUCACUAGAUUUUACAUGAUGCUAAAUUGAAAAGUUGUUAAAAAAAAAAAUAAAAUUAAAAAUUAAUCUCUUAAAAAUACACGUUGUUUCGGUUAAAAUAAAUUUUUCAAAUGUUCUAUCUCUUUCACAAAAGUCAUGCUGUUUUUUGCAAAGUGUUAUUCAUUAUGAAACAUUCCAAAGAGGAAUGAAAAAGGAAAAACACAACGUUUUACAGAAAUUAUUAUAUGAGCUGGAGACAAAUUCGAUGUAAUCACAUGAAGUUUAAAUGAAAAGUUAGAUGAAAAGGGAAACACAGCAAAACGAUGAGUAGUUAGUUUACUUCUUCGAUGUUGUGAUUGUAGUUAUGUAUAAAGCAAAAUAAUUAUAAGUAAUAGGAAAUAAUUUAACUCAUCUACGAAUGAAUCUGAGUAUGAAAUGAGUGCUCGAUUGUAUAAAAAAAAAAAA